AUCACAAUGCCAAAAAUCAGAAAUUCCGUCCAGAAACACGUGACGAAGAACUGACCUAGGCUAAACAUGUUUUAGAAUGGAGCUGAACUUCUCAAUAAAAAGGUUUGUGUCUUCUCAAUCACUGCAGAUAAUAGUAAAAAGAAAACCCCAGCAGCGCAAAAACAUAAACAGCAUAAUUCACAAACCCCCCCGAUCGAACCGGCAGCCAGGACAACAACAACGGAAACACGUGUGCUGGACAUGUGUACAAGGUAAGGUGAACAAAGCAACAACAGCACCGACACCGAAGUCUUAUGUAUCACAAUGUCAACUGUCCACCUUCCCAAACAUUCCAUAACGCGGAACAUGCGCAGCUAGUUUUCGAACCCAACGACAGCAAAGGACCCAGAGAGCUUCCUACCAGCUCGACAUCGUUCAGUUGUCCACGGUGCGUCGCGUAAGGAUAACGGUUCUCCGUCAAACCCGUGCAAACGUGUCGAUCGGGUUCGUGUUUCUUUCCCCCCUUCUUCUUCUUCUUUCGUGUUCGGAAAAGUGCGUAUUCAUCUCAUCAAUCGACAAUCGGUUGUACCGGCCAUAACACGCAAUCUGUUGAACUUGGCUGAAAGUUCGUUGAACUGAGGCCAAAGUUUGGAAAAGUUUGGUGCUACCGGAGUGUGUACACUACAUUACACACGAUUCGAGGAAAACUAGAUAAAGUGCUAGAUGUAACACGCACACGGAAAGCGGAAAUGGCGUGCAGCAGCAUUUCUUCUCGCUCGUUAUUACGCCGAACGGUUCGUCAGUUUUCACAAACGCGGCACUAACAAUCGCCCCCUCCCCCUCCUGACCCGGUCAAACGGGGCCAAAUAUGAUGCCGUGCUAAAUUAUUCACCCACCAAGCGGCGAUUCGUUAGUUUCACUACAGUGCGACCGAUGAUGGGCGAAAACGUGAAGGUGGUAGUGCGGUGCCGGCCGAUGAACAAGCGGGAACAGCAAUCAAACUGCAAGAGCGUUAUACAAAUCGACAACUCAUUGGUAAAUCUAGACAAUCCGAACGAUCCGAACGCGUCGCAGAAAUCGUUCCAGUUCGACAACGCGUACGGUUAUGCGGCAACGACGGAGAACAUUUACAGCGACAUUUGCUACUCGCUGGUGGAGAGCGUCCUGGAAGGAUACAAUGCCACGAUAUUUGCCUACGGCCAGACGGGUUGCGGCAAAUCGCACACGAUGCAAGGGACGACCUACAACCUAUCCGCGGCCGAUCCGAACAAUGCGAACAACAUCGGCAUCAUACCGCGCUCGUUCGAGCACAUCUUCGAAGCGAUCUCGCUGGCCAGCGAGGUACGCUAUCUGGUGCUGGUUAGCUAUCUUGAGAUUUACAACGAAACGAUACGGGACCUGCUGCAGCCGCAGUCACCCGCCGCAACGGCCAGCACCUUACAGAUCAAGGAAGUGCCUGGGGAGGGCGUGAUUGUGCAGAACCUUUCCCUGCACACCGUGCACGGGAUGAAGGAGUGCAUCGAGCUGCUGGAGGCCGGUGCAAAGAAUCGGAUGGUCGGUGCAACGCUCAUGAACAUCGAAAGCUCCCGUUCGCACUCCAUCUUCAGCAUCAGCCUGGAGCAGAUGUCGACCAGCGUGGAAGCGGACAGCGGGGUGGCGAUCAAGCGCGGCAAGCUGAAUUUGGUCGAUCUGGCGGGAUCGGAACGGCAGAGCAAAACCGGCGCCACGGGUGACCGGUUGAAGGAGGCGACAAAGAUCAAUCUUUCACUGUCCGCGCUCGGCAACGUCAUAUCGGCACUGGUCGAUGGCAAAACGAGACACAUUCCGUACCGGGAUUCGAAGCUUACGCGGCUGCUGCAGGACUCGCUCGGGGGCAAUACGAAAACGCUGAUGAUAGCGUGCAUCUCGCCGGCCGACUACAACUACGACGAAACGCUGUCCACGUUGCGGUACGCUAGCAGGGCGAAAAACAUUGCCAACAAGCCGCGCGUGAACGAGGAUCCGAAGGAUACGAUGCUGCGCGAGUACCAGCAGGAGAUUAUGCGUCUCAAGGAGUUGUUAAAGGGCGAGGGAAGUACACCACCGGCCGCGGUAAAUGGGCACUACGACGCGAACGGGUUGGAUGCGGAAAAGCAAGCACUCAGAUCGCAGUACGAUCAGGAGGUGACGCAUCUGCGCCGCGAGUACGAGCAGCAAAGGAUCGCCAAACAGGAGCUGGUGAAGGAUAUCGAGAAGAUAAAGGCGUACUACGAGCAGCAAAUGCAGCUGCUCACCUCGAGCCGGCAGCAAGCAGCGGACGCCGAGCAGCUUCGGCAAAGUACACCGGCCGUGGCCCUUGCCGGGCGGGAUCGUAAGGAAAUCUACGAUCGCAUCAAGCAAAUCAAGGACGCACUGAUCGGGGGCGAGCGAGCGAACGACAUACAGCUGAAGGAGAAGCGGUACCGCAACAAACUGGCGUCCGAGAAGCGGAUCAACGCGCUGGCCCAGGCCCUCGGGCGGAUCGAGCAGUCGGCGGAUCGCGAUCUGCUCCAGGGCCACUACUCCGACAUACAGCAGGAGCUUAAGGUGCGCUACGAGCAGAUACGGGCCCUGCGCAGGCGCACCAAACUGCUCGAGCAGGAGGUGUCCGACAUUCAGGGCGAGUUUCAGCGCGAACGGGACGACUAUCUGGCCACGAUACGGCUGCUCGAGAAGAAGGUUCUGUUUUACGAGACCGUCUUUCAAAAGGCAAUGCCCGUGCUGCGCAAGGAUGGCCGAUACUGGAAUCUGGAGUGUUUGGAGCGCGAAUCGGAGUGGAACGAUGAUUUGCGCAAGUGGCGGUUGCCGGAUGAUACGCUGCUAAGGUUGCGCUUACCGCCGGCAGAAACGCCACCGCCAGCACCUUCACCACCACCGUCGGAUGUUUCAUCGCCCGGGAAGUUGAAUGGGCGCGAAAGCCAAACGUCCCUUACCGCACCGGGUCGGUUGGAGCGCAGCUCCACCAUGUUUCUUGCCAAAUUGCCCGAAUUCCAGCAGCACGACCGGAAACCGCCGGACGAGCAGCAGCAGCGCAAAGGUGAUUUCCUCAGCAAAAGCACCAACAGCAAUCCCUUUCCGAAGAUUGAGGACGUUGCGAUGACUUACUUUCGGCCGCGGCGGGCCGCCGAGCUGGUGUACAAAAGUGGGUGGCGAUCUUUGCAAAAAUGAUGACCAUGAGGGUGGGUGACCGUUGUGUUGCGCUAUUACGCUUUCGUGUUUUGGAGAACAUGUGGAGAGAUUUUGAGAGAGAUUGUUAUUUGAUUAAUAUUUUAUUUACCGUGUUUUCUUUUGUAUAAUAAACAAUUACCUUUGAAA
Anopheles coluzzii is the source of this 3312-nucleotide messenger RNA. It is a transcript of the gene Kif3C, whose product is annotated as kinesin-like protein KIF17. Gene Ontology annotation, biological process: microtubule-based movement. NCBI's taxonomy places the organism in Eukaryota, Metazoa, Arthropoda, Insecta, Diptera, Culicidae. Gene Ontology annotation, molecular function: ATP binding; microtubule motor activity; microtubule binding. The transcript has 4 exons. The record is from RefSeq and is a predicted model, not a curated record. The coding region runs from base 913 to 3165 and encodes 750 amino acids.